AUUUUGAAUUCAUACAGAGAGUGUAAUUUUCAACUCAUCUGGGUUCAUUGCUCAAUCUUCUAACUGCUUAACCAGUAGUUAUAAGAUACAUCUAUAACUGUUACAGCUGUGUUUAGAUAACUUUCACAACUGCCAUUCAAAUAUUCUCUUUUGCCUUUUAGUUGGUUUUCUGAGUAAAUUGUAAACAUUAUGGCCAGUCUUCCAAGGUGUAAAGCACCAGAGAUGUUGCGGCUGGCGAUAGCAGAGUUGUUGGCAACAUUCAUACUUGUCACUUUUGGAUGUGGCUCUAUUGCUCAGAUGGUGUUGAGCCGUGAGACCAAAGGCACAUUCUUUUCCGUGAAUUUUAGCUGGGGUAUUGGAAUAACUCUGGGCUGUUAUUGGGCCGGUGGGAUAUCUGGAGCUCAUAUGAAUCCAGCAGUCACACUUGCCUUUGCGGUUGCUAGGAAACUGUGUUGGACCAAAGUACCUGUCUACUGGCUAGCCCAGCUGUCUGGGGCUUUCUUUGCAUCUGCUUGUGUCUACGGUGUUUACCUUGACGCUCUCGACGCAUUCGAUGGUGGUGUUCGUCAAAUCACAGGUCCUAAUGCUACAGCAGGCAUAUGGGCCACAUACCCUCAGGAAUAUUUGUCCAUUAGGGGUGGAUUUGGAGACCAGGUUUUCGGAACAUUUUUGCUGGUCGGGUGCAUAUUCGCAAUUCUCGACAAGAACAAUAAUGCCCCUCACAAGGGCGUCGCCCCGAUCCUCAUCGGUCUGACCGUAUUCAUCAUUGGAGCGACUUUUGGACUCAACUGUGGCUACGCCAUCAAUCCAGCGAGGGAUCUGGGUCCUAGAAUCUUCACGGCCAUGGCAGGCUGGGGCGGAGGAGUAUUUAC
Messenger RNA from Actinia tenebrosa (Australian red waratah sea anemone), 872 nucleotides. Its product is annotated as aquaporin-3. The record is from RefSeq and is a predicted model, not a curated record. Gene Ontology annotation, molecular function: water channel activity; glycerol channel activity. NCBI's taxonomy places the organism in Eukaryota, Metazoa, Cnidaria, Anthozoa, Actiniaria, Actiniidae. Gene Ontology annotation, biological process: water transport; glycerol transmembrane transport. Gene Ontology annotation, cellular component: plasma membrane; basolateral plasma membrane.